Molecule: messenger RNA, 2209 nt
Organism: Aspergillus caelatus
Lineage: Eukaryota; Fungi; Ascomycota; Eurotiomycetes; Eurotiales; Aspergillaceae
Exons: 2
Coding region: 307-2067 (586 amino acids)
Source: RefSeq, a predicted model, not a curated record
UACUUGAACCUAUUUUAUCGCAUACUGAAUCUCUAAUCACCGCAAUUUCACCCACUGGUUGCUUCUCUGACCUGCAGUAUGUCUCAGGCUCUCUUUUCCUGCGUGCUUUUUCCUUCCCAUAUUUUUCCCCCUUCUUUACAUUCUGUACGACCCAACAUUGAUUCUAAAUUAAGUCUAUGCUGACACUGAGGUCAUUUUUGGUUUUUUCUGCGGUUUUAAGUAUCCCUUACACUCACGAUUUGACGAUCAUUUGAUUCCUACUGUUUGGCGUUAUCGGCCUUCCUUCCCCCCCCCCCCGGUUACUCGAUGCCGUCCGAGUUGGUCGUCCUGCCGCCCUCGUCGCCCCUCAUGAUUUCCGCCAUUCCUCCCCCACGUCCAGUUUCUGUAAAUUCCCUGGCGAGAGCUUCGGUCUCGUCAUCUAUUCCAUAUGCCAAAUCAACGCGAAGUACUAGCGCAGAGUUCCAGCUGCCCGAUGGCCCCAUCGCCCCUCCCGCAGUGCCUGGCCAGCUGGCCUGCCAGUCCCCUGUGGAUACCGAUAUGGAAGAUGUGGAGACCAUUGUGGAUGCACCACGUCCCCUCCGGCCCGAGCUGCAGUUUCAAAACCUCCCUGUCGAAAUCCACGAAGCCAUCCUUGACUACCUCUUCGGCGAACGAGCGGCAGCUUUCACAACGACCGGACCGGGAAAAUCACCCGGUCGAAGCUGGAAUAAAUCUCUCCGUCACCCGCGACGGAAGGUUUUGUCGAAUCUAGCGUUAAUCUCGCCAGUGUGGAGGUCGCUAGUGCAAGAUCGGAUCUACAGACAUAUCAAAAUUAAAGGCACGACUGAGGAGUUGACCGAAUCGGCACGUUGGUUUCGGGCGUAUCCCCAUCUAGCCAGCUAUGUCCGCCAUGUCGAGAUAUGGAUCCCGGUAUGGGGUAAGCGAGCCAUCAAGAAUAACUCCUCUCAAAUCCCCGCCCGGCGAUAUGAUGAUGAAGAUGUGGAUGGAUCCGCCGCGCACACGACCAUGGUAUGGGACGAUUCCGACACCAACCAUGGAAACGACUACAAGUACCACUACGCCAGUCAUAAUGCCACGUUAGAGGAGAUCUUUUAUCACGUCCAAUCGUGCUUUCCCGAGGCACGCAUUCUGACCCUCGAAGGAGGCCACUGCAAAAAGCCACCGAUGGUACGCCACUUCAGGAACGAUCCGUGUGGAUUCUCUGGCCAGCGGCUGCCGACGCUGCCGGAAAUUCGCUCGUUUGUAAUGCGCGGAGCUUGGAACAUUAUGCGCGACCACCGACAUUGGCGCAAUUUGUCAGAAGCGUUGCCGGGUUUGCAAGAGUGGCAUUGUGCGUACGCAAAACCGAAGGUUGAAGGGUAUCAUACCAUUGCAGAAAUUCUACGACGACUGUCACCGUCCAUUGUACACCUUAAUAUUAGCCUGGAAGGAUUCUACAGCAAGGACAGCACGCAGACCAGCUGGCUGGGCGACGGAGUCAACCCCCCUCAUCUAUGUCGCUUGCUCGGAGAUGUCAUACCGCACCUGGAGUCCCUCGCAUUUACGGGCAAGGUCUGUGCGUGUCUGUUCCAGCCCACGCGAAAUUCUUUAUCGGCCUGGCCACCCAAAUCUUCGAAAUUGAGAUCGCUAGACCUGGUGGUCAAGAAUUGCUGCCGCGACAAGCGAACCCACUCCGGACUGCCAUUCCUGGAUGACUUUUCGCGGAUCACCAAUCUCCACUUUAUCCGGGCGUUCGAGCGAUUGAUCACCGGUGCGGUACAUAGUCUCAAUAUCCAUCAAGUGUUGAAUUACAUGCGGAUUCGGUUCAUCGAUUUGGACUCGGCCUGCCCCCCUCUCAACCCGUACUUCCAGCUCAUUGACGAUGAAUGCUCGGGUCUCUGGAGCGAGCGGAUUCUCGACAUGCUGCACGAGGCCCGACCGCAGGCGCAUUUCACCGAGCUGUCCGAAGGGAUUUACCCGCAGUAUGGGCCCAAUCAUCAAAUCGUGGGAGCGGUAUACCCACGUACCCGACCUUUAAGCAUCCACGCCGCUACAUACAAAAUCAUUGCGGACGUGUCCAAAUCCUAACCGAUCGCGCAGCCCCUUCGGGGAUAUUUGGACCCAGUAGCCAUCGUUCAGUACCAGUUAGAUACCCAAGUCCUGUGGACUAAAGAGUGAUGAUGGGAAUGAUAGUCCGGCAUACUAUCGAAAUCGCAUCCAUGUAGGAGUA